GGAUUUUCUGGUCGCAUACAAGCGAGAGAUAAUUAUCAUUUGGAGUGACAGGGAUUUUAAGCCUGAGCCAUGGCGGCCAGCUUUCCAGAAGAUUUUAAGUGAAACUGAAACAAAAGUUCACUUCCUCAUCUGUGGGCACCUCGUGUGACAAACCCUAACUUCUGUUUAAAAUCCUCUCCACUACAGACUCCUGCUUGUCUGCCAGCCCUGCGGAGGGAACGCGUCAGGGAUUCCUAGGCUGGGAUCUUCUUCUGGCCCAUCACAAUGAGCUGGCUGGUUUGGGUGCCCGUGUUGUGCUCUCUGGCAAUGGCACAAAUGCACAAAGACCCCACCCUGAAUCACCACUGGUAUCUCUGGAAGAAAACCUAUGGAAAGCAAUACAAGGAAGAGAAUGAAGAGGUAGCACGCCGGCUAAUCUGGGAAAAGAAUCUAAAGUUUGUGAUGCUUCACAAUCUGGAACAUUCAAUGGGAAUGCAUUCAUAUGAUCUUGCCAUGAACCACUUGGGAGACAUGACCAGUGAAGAAGUGAUGUCACUCAUGAGCUCCCUGAGAGUUCCCAGCCAGGGGCAGAGAAAUGCCACCUACAAGCCAAACCCUAACCAGAGAUUGCCUGAUUCUGUGGACUGGAGAGAGAAGGGGUGCGUUACUGAAGUGAAAUACCAGGGCUCCUGCGGCGCCUGCUGGGCCUUCAGUGCCGUGGGCGCCCUGGAAGCGCAGCUGAAGCUGAAGACUGGCCAGCUGGUGUCUCUCAGCGCCCAGAACCUGGUAGAUUGUUCCACUGAGAAAUACGGAAAUAAAGGCUGUAAUGGUGGCUUCAUGACCGAGGCUUUCCAGUACAUCAUCGAUAACAACGGCAUCGAUUCGGAAGCUUCCUACCCCUACCAAGCCAAGGAUGAAAAAUGCCAUUAUGACUUAAAAAAUCGUGCUGCGACAUGUUCAAGGUACAUUGAACUUCCCUCUGGCAGUGAAGAUGCCCUGAAAGAAGCUGUGGCCAAUAGAGGACCAGUGUCGGUUGCCAUAGAUGCCAGUCACCCUUCCUUCUUCCUCUACCGAAGUGGUGUUUACGAUGACCCUUCCUGUACUGACAAAGUGAAUCAUGGUGUACUGGUGGUUGGCUAUGGUAACCUUAAUGGUAAAGACUACUGGCUUGUGAAAAACAGCUGGGGCCUCCAUUUUGGUGAAGAAGGAUACAUUCGGAUGGCAAGAAAUAGUGCAAAUCAUUGUGGGAUUGCUAGUUACUGCUCUUACCCAGAAAUCUAGAAGAUUUUUUUUCAUUUUGUAACAAGACAAGAAGAUGAAAUAUUCUUAAUUUUAUCUGCUAUGCCCAGAAGAAAUGAUGUGUUAGGAUCAAUGUAUAUUUAUAAGACUAAGUAGAAAAUAGUUUACCUCCUUAUAACUUUGUCUAUUUCUGAAGAAAGAUUGCAAAACAAAUUAAUAAUGUACAAUAGAGGGCUCUAUAUUCCAUCCUGCCAUUCAUAUAGCAAGUGCUCUCCGCACUUCCUUCUUUUAAUCUAAUAAAGUCUCUCUUAGUAAUAAAAAUAUAAUUUACUAUAGGCAUAAGUAUAUGAC
This is a messenger RNA of Jaculus jaculus (lesser Egyptian jerboa), 1569 nucleotides long. RefSeq names its product cathepsin S (gene Ctss). Gene Ontology annotation, biological process: immune response. The transcript has 8 exons. Bases 265 to 1260 code for a protein of 331 amino acids. Gene Ontology annotation, cellular component: lysosome. Gene Ontology annotation, molecular function: cysteine-type endopeptidase activity. The record is from RefSeq and is a predicted model, not a curated record. NCBI's taxonomy places the organism in Eukaryota, Metazoa, Chordata, Mammalia, Rodentia, Dipodidae.